CUGUCCCAGUCAGGACGGUGUUGCCAGGUUGGACGGUUAUUGGCAGCUUUUGAUGGACAGAAUCUAAGAAUCACCUGUUACGGUUGCCAAGAUAUCCUUAACCGACGUAAAGAGCGUGAGGCCGCGAAAACCAUCAGCUGGAUGUGGCAACCAAACAUCAGGCUGUAGCAAGUGUCAGGUGUCUCGAGGUUUGGUCAAAACUCCACGGAAGUUCGUACAGGAAUUUAGGUAGCUGCAAAGAUGGAAAGCGCGCCAUUCAGUCGAAAGUCGUGGGUGACGCAGUCAUUGCGUGUCACUGCGAAGGAGUUGUCCCUUGUCAGCGGGCGAGGAAAAAGCAACGCCAUUGCCGAGCGCUUCUCCAAGUACCAGAAAGCUGCGGAGGAGUUAAAUGCAAAUAAGAGAAAAGAAGGCUUUAACGGCGCAUCCUCCUCCCAGCGCUCAACUAACCUGAGUGCUUUGAAGAAGCGCUGGGAGCAAGCAGGGCACGUCGGUCAUCAGGACAAGACUCCAUUCAUCUCUGCGCCCAUACACAAUCAGAGCACAACAACUGUCCUGUCCAGGGCGGCUUCUGUCAGCGUGCAGCCUCCUCCUCCAAAGAGCCCGGUGGCCUGGGACCCUCCUCAGGAAGAUCCACUUAGCACACCCGCCACCAAUCUCAUCAUCACGCCUCCAGCUGCUCAACAAACAGAAGAAGAGAGGGGGAUGGACAAAGAUGUGCCCACACACAGCGAAACACCCGAAAAGCUUGACGAACAAGUUCCGACUAGUCCCCGUGCCUCCUAUGAAAAUCCCCGAGUGCCACUAAACAAUCUGAAGAUGAAGUUUGAGAAGGCAGACGGCACCCCAGUAAAGGGUUCCAGGUCCAUGCUACUAAGUGCCUCGUCAGAAGAUAUGGACCAAACCUCUGUGUGUGACCGCGUGCUGGAGAAGACGUCACUAAGGGAGAAGCUGGCCAAAUACUCUGCUGCUGUUUCCAAACAAAGCAACACUAAAACUGCUGUGACACCAGAAGUCCUUCCCUCCAAGAUUUCUCUAUCUGCAAUACAGAAAGUGACACCUGUACAUGAAUGCAAUGGGGAUACCAGCAGCGAGCCCCCGAAAGCAUCCAGGAAGUUCUGCCCUCCAGUCAAGGAGACGUGUGUUGCUUGUCAGAAGACCGUGUAUCCUCUGGAGAAGCUGGUGGCUCUUCAGCACAUCUACCACAAGAGCUGCUUCCGCUGCAUCCAUUGCAGCACAACGCUAAGCCUAGGCAACUUUGCCUCCCUGCAUGGCAACGUCUACUGCAAGCCUCAUUUCAGCCAGCUGUUUAAAGCCAAGGGCAACUACGAUGAGGGCUUCGGGCACCGGCCCCACAAGGAACUGUGGGCGCCUCGCAAGGACGGAGAUGAAGGCGAAGAGGAGGCCGUGAAGCCCAAAGAACAAACAGCGGCAGUCAGGAGCAGAGCAGUGUCAGCGGAGAGCACAUCAGACAAACAGCUGACCCCAACUGCGAAAGGGUCACCACAAGUCAAAGUCACCGACCUUGCCGCCCACCUGGAGACCCGGAUGCAGACGCCCGGCGGCGCUGCAGAGAAGCCGGCCGAGACCCGCAGGUUGAGGAUCGCCUGGCCGCCCCCCGCCGGCGUGCCCCAGCCCGCCACGGGCUUACGUAGCCCGGCUGGCGAGGGGGCCGCUACUGGACGAGCCUGGAGGGCCAAGUGGCCCCCGGAGGACGAGCCGCUGUUCUCUGCUUCAUCGUCCCACAGCGCCGAGCGCGCUGAACUUACGAGCCUGAGGAGGAGCUCGUCUCUUAGGGAGCGCAGUCGGCCCUUCACUAUGGCUGCCCAGCCCAGCGCCGAACCCACAACGAGUCCCAGGGAGCCUCGUCGGCCUCUGAAGGCCCUGCAGGAAUGGAGAGCGUCCCUGGAGGAAAGGAGCUUAUCUCAAGAAAGAAUAGAAGACAAAGUGGAGCUGCAGAGGAAGAGAGAGGAGAUGGAACAACAAAUGGCUAGUGAAGAAGCAAAUAAAAGCAGCCCGGAGGUGAUGGUGGAGAGCGAGCGUCGUGGUGGUGAACAUGCGCAGGAAGGAAGCCCGUUGGCAGAGGACGGCUCCCACAGCAUCUCUCCUGACAUCUCGGCGUCCCCCUCGCCACCCGUGCGGCCCAAACAGAACCGCGCCUCGCAGGACAUCGGCUUCUGGGAGGAGGACAAAGACGAGAGCGACGCAGAGGAGCUGACAGCGGAGGACAUCAUCAAGAGGAACCGUUACUACGACGAUGACGAUGACUGAGAAGAGCAUCUCGUAAUCAACAACUCAAUUUGUCUUACAAAGGAUGUAUAGAUGUUGCAAUAACUGCCUUUUAGUUCUCAAGUUUGUUUUCCUUAUGGUUUUAGCUUUGUCAAUUGUAUAAAUCCUGACGAUACUGGAAGAGGAGUCAAAUAUUUCAUUACUUUCCUACUGUGCAAACUACAUUAGGACUGGAAACAAAUCUGAAUCACAAAUAUGCAACUGCUCUGAAAAUCCUUUCCUUUGCUGAACACCUUAACAGAAACUACGCUGUUGCCAUAUGUAGCCUGAUUGCUAUCUAAAGGGUGUUGAAACAUCACAUUUGUGUAACAUUAUUUUUAGUCUUUGGAAAACCAAGUCAAGAUGCUCUUGAAAUGUUCUUACUGCCACAAAUCGACAAAGCGCUCUUGAUUAAUAUAUAUAUUUUUUUCAAAUUUGGUAUUGUGUAACAGCUUCAAAGUCUUUUGUAUUUUAAAAAAGUGCCACUGAUAAAUGUUUUUUUGAGUUUUUAAAUAAGUUGUAUCAUUAAUUCUAUUUCAGUAGUUUUUCUUAAAGCAUAAUAAAAUGUUAAAGGCAA
Phycodurus eques (leafy seadragon) is the source of this 2842-nucleotide messenger RNA. Its product is annotated as LIM domain and actin-binding protein 1-like. The record is from RefSeq and is a predicted model, not a curated record. Gene Ontology annotation, biological process: actin filament bundle assembly. Gene Ontology annotation, cellular component: plasma membrane; actin cytoskeleton. NCBI's taxonomy places the organism in Eukaryota, Metazoa, Chordata, Actinopteri, Syngnathiformes, Syngnathidae. Gene Ontology annotation, molecular function: actin filament binding. The coding region runs from base 241 to 2268 and encodes 675 amino acids. The transcript is spliced from 11 exons.